CUAAACGCUCUGGAACGACUGACUGUGUUUAUUUCUAUGGACAGGUUUAAUGCUAUGAUAUAUUAGUCUAAUACCGUGCUUAAACAGCAUUUGUUGGAGCGGUGUUUUCGUCUGUCAUGUGAUUUAAGAACAGAAAGUUACCACGAUCUUCAGAUUGAGAUUUAAGCAUGAGUUUCUCAGCGGCGAAGCUUCGCCUCAUCUCUGUAUCUGCGUGUCUGCUGUUGCUGUGUGGAUCAUCGUGGGGAUCCAAUGCCACAGUUCCUCUGGUGAUAUGGCACGGCAUGGGAGACAGUUGUUGCAAUCCACUCAGCAUGGGUGCGAUGAAGAAGAUGGUGGAAGAGGAAGUCCCAGGAAUUUAUGUGAUUUCCCUGAUGAUCGGCAAGUCUGUUCUACAGGACACUGAAAAUGGCUUCUUCAUGGAUGUCAAUGAGCAGGUGUCUUUUGUGUGUGAUCAGCUGUCCCGGGACCCUAAACUCAAGGGAGGCUACAAUGCAAUGGGCUUCUCCCAAGGGUCACAGUUUCUGCGAGCAGUUGCUCAGCGCUGUCCAGAUCCUCCAAUGAAGACCCUGAUCUCAGUCGGUGGGCAGCAUCAAGGGGUUUUUGGUCUUCCGCGAUGUCCUGGCGAAAGUUCUCAUAUCUGUGACUGGAUUCGCAAGAAGCUGAACUCAGGAGCAUACACAGAUGCAAUUCAAAAACACUUGGUGCAGGCACAAUACUGGCACGAUCCCCUCAAUGAUGGCUUGUAUAAAAAAUACAGUCUCUUCCUUGCCGACAUCAAUCAGGAGCGGGUGGUGAAUGAGACCUACAAGAAGAAUCUCAUGUCUCUGAAUAAGUUUGUCAUGGUUAAGUUCCUGCAGGACACUAUGGUGGAUCCUGUGGAUUCUGAGUGGUUUGGUUUCUAUAAAGCUGGUCAAGAUAAAGAGCUGGAAACGCUGCAAGAAAGUGCUAUAUAUAAAGAGGAUCGACUGGGGUUGGCAGAGAUGGAUUCUGCAGGGAAGCUUGUGUUCCUCGCCUCUGAUGGAGAUCACCUACAGUUCACCCGAGAAUGGUUUAAUGAGAAUUUACUUCCCUACAUGCGCUAAACACAGUGACAUCAUGCUUAUUCCCAAUAAGAAAGUUUACACACACUCAAUCCAGCUAAUUUAGGCAUGUUUCUAACUCUUACACAAUCACCAAGUCUCAUAUAUAAAUUAAGCCAGUCUUAUUUUGUUGCACUGAUCUGAUUUUUAUUUGACUGAUUUAAUUAAAAAAAUCUCUUUAAUGAAAUAUAGAUUUUAAUCGUUCUAAUUGUGUACUAUGUUUGUUUAUUUUUGUCACACAAUAAAACAUUGAAUCUUACGAACCCA
Ctenopharyngodon idella (grass carp) is the source of this 1346-nucleotide messenger RNA. RefSeq names its product palmitoyl-protein thioesterase 1 (ceroid-lipofuscinosis, neuronal 1, infantile) (gene ppt1). The record is from RefSeq and is a predicted model, not a curated record. The coding region runs from base 168 to 1082 and encodes 304 amino acids. The transcript has 10 exons. Gene Ontology annotation, biological process: protein depalmitoylation; receptor-mediated endocytosis. Gene Ontology annotation, cellular component: lysosome. Gene Ontology annotation, molecular function: palmitoyl-(protein) hydrolase activity. Lineage: Eukaryota; Metazoa; Chordata; Actinopteri; Cypriniformes; Xenocyprididae.